AUGGCUACGCGGGCUUCUGGCAAGCGGCUCCGCGAAGAGACCGCAGAGGACACUCUCGACGGCAUCCUACGCGACGUCCAGCGUAAAUGCGGCAGACACCCCCAAGGACAUAUAGAGACGUCCCCCGUCGGCAUCAAGGUGAUCGAUGACAUGCUACGCAUCUUCCAUAGGCCGCCGCGUCCUCGCCCCGGAGUGCCUGAUCGCCACAAAGUGCUGGAGAUUGUCGGCCCCAGACGCGGCCUGGGCAGGGGCAGCGGCAAGACCUCACUGCUAUACUAUAUCGCUGCCGUAGGCAUACUGCCGGCGUCCUUUAACGGCAUCCAUCUCGGCGGACAGGACGGGGCUGUGGUAUUUCUUGACUCGGAGAACCAUUUCAACGCUGCCCGGCUGCGUGAUGUAGCUCUACAUUACGCGCGCGAGACCAUCUACAUACAGAAGCAGAAACAGCGCGGCGCCGGGCUGUCUCCCCGUAAGCAGCAAAGAGAAGACGAGGCUGAGCUGCGCAAUAUGGUGACGGCUUGCCUGCAGCAUGUCCAUGUCUUCAAGCCUACCUCGUCAGAAUCUGUCGUCGCAACUCUACAGUCACUGGAGGAAUAUCUGCUUGACACAAUGCGCCAUCUUUCUGCUCAAAGAAAGCUUCAUUCUAUCAUGCUGGAUAGCACCUCUACAUUCUACUUCAAGGACAAACGACAAGCGCUCAUAGACAGUCUUCCAACGGAGGUGCCUAAAUUCCCCUGGGCCGAACCGCCGCCGCUCUAUCAGAUCGUCCACUCAGCCAAGUAUAUAGUCCAAUGUCUGCGCCAGCUCCAAGACCGCUUUGCAUGUACUGUUGUCUACACCGCCACCGGCAGGAGGAGGGCUGACCUACACACUCCCACGCAGAGCGGCUAUGGGUAUCCGGCCGAGCUACUGUACCCGCGUCCAAAGGUCAUGUCCUUUAUUCCCCAUUUACCCCCACGCAUGGAGGUCCUACUCAACAGUGCGCUUAGUAGUCCGACGCGAUGCAGUGCGUAA
Nannizzia gypsea CBS 118893 is the source of this 1014-nucleotide messenger RNA. RefSeq lists its product as hypothetical. Gene Ontology annotation, biological process: double-strand break repair via homologous recombination; DNA strand invasion. Bases 1 to 1014 code for a protein of 337 amino acids. The transcript is spliced from 2 exons. NCBI's taxonomy places the organism in Eukaryota, Fungi, Ascomycota, Eurotiomycetes, Onygenales, Arthrodermataceae. The record is from RefSeq and is a predicted model, not a curated record. Gene Ontology annotation, cellular component: replication fork; centrosome; Rad51B-Rad51C-Rad51D-XRCC2 complex. Gene Ontology annotation, molecular function: four-way junction DNA binding.